Molecule: messenger RNA, 300 nt
Organism: Paramecium sonneborni
Lineage: Eukaryota; Ciliophora; Oligohymenophorea; Peniculida; Parameciidae
Source: the annotation of a GenBank genome assembly
UAUGCAUAGAUGGUAUAAAUAUGAAGGAUAAUAUUAUAAUGGAAUGAAGCUGAUAGUAGUAUAUAUGAUGGAUUAUGGGAAAAUAAUAAAAUUAAUGGAUUUGGUAAAUAUACAUGUUCAGAUAUAAGAUAUUAUGAAGGAUAUUGGGAAAAUUAUUUGAUGCAUAGAAAUGGAAUAUAAAUAUAUGGCCAGAUAGAAAAUGGAAAUAAAUAUGAAGGUUAUUGGUUAAAUGGUAAAUUAAAUGAGGAAGCAAAAAUAAUAACUCAAAAUAAUCAAAUUAUAAUAUUUUAAUGGAAAAAU